Ctenopharyngodon idella (grass carp) is the source of this 8815-nucleotide messenger RNA. RefSeq names its product potassium voltage-gated channel, Shab-related subfamily, member 1 (gene kcnb1). The record is from RefSeq and is a predicted model, not a curated record. Gene Ontology annotation, cellular component: membrane; voltage-gated potassium channel complex. The coding region runs from base 609 to 3113 and encodes 834 amino acids. NCBI's taxonomy places the organism in Eukaryota, Metazoa, Chordata, Actinopteri, Cypriniformes, Xenocyprididae. The transcript has 3 exons. Gene Ontology annotation, biological process: protein homooligomerization; potassium ion transmembrane transport. Gene Ontology annotation, molecular function: delayed rectifier potassium channel activity; protein binding.
AACUCACAUAUUCAAGGAGCUGCAGCUAUGGCUGAACUGACUCAUAGGUUGCUUGAGCACUGCUCCAAAAAGCGGAUGUGUUUCCUAACGCAUAUGUAAUAAGUGGCUAGUUUUCUGUAUUGCCCUCUCUUCAGGCGCCAUUUUCACACAGGUUACUCGUAACGACACACAAGGAGCUGCUCCAAGAGCCUCUUGGAGCUGGGUGGCAAGGGUUAAGCUCGCCGUCUCUCUGCCAUUGGGCGGUGAGACUACGGCGAGCCAGCCAUCUGCAAGGAAAGCAGCUGUCGCCUUCACGCAAGAGAUGUUAGACAUCAGUAAACGAAAACAGUGUGGAUUCACCCCAAGACUUGUUGAUCUUUUUCCAUGAGAAAAAAAGCGGCGCGAUAUGUGCAUGUCUGGAGAAGAUGAACGAGCUGCUGUGUACUGGCUUAUUUAAACCGUGGCGUCCCUGCGUUUUCACCCAUUUUAAAUGCUUAAUUUCACACCGCUGUCAGCAAUAAGUCUUCGCAAAUUAAGCAGCCCGAAUAGAAUGAAACAGCUCGGAGAACUGCUGGUAACACCGCCUGUCCCAUGGCCAACAUCAUAGGGUAGUCUACGCAAAUAACAACAUGGAUAAACCCUCUGCAGGAAUGAGUAAAGUUGGCUCUCGCUCGACAGCCUCUCUGCCCCCAGAGCCUGUGGAUAUAAUCCGGAGUAUGUCGUGCUACCGGCGUGUCAAACUGAACGUAGGGGGUCUGCCGCAUGAGGUCCUGUGGAGAACCCUGGACCGACUGCCGCGCACACGACUGGGCAAGUUACGAGACUGCAAAACCCACGAAUCACUCAUGGACAUAUGCGACGACUACAACCUAGACGACAACGAGUACUUUUUUGACCGGCACCCUGGGGCUUUCACGUCUAUUCUGAACUUCUACCGCACUGGGAAGUUGCACAUGAUGGAGGAAAUGUGUGCCCUGUCCUUCAGCCAGGAGCUGGACUACUGGGGGGUGGAUGAGAUCUACCUGGAGUCGUGUUGCCAGGCGCGGUACCACCAAAAGAAAGAGCAGAUGAACGAGGAGCUCAAGCGGGAAGCGGAUACAUUGAAGGACCGGGAUGGUGAAGAGUUUGAUAAUACGUGUUGUUCAGAGAAAAGGAAGAAACUAUGGGACCUACUAGAGAAACCAGGCUCGUCUGUAGCAGCCAAGAUCUUGGCCAUCAUUUCUAUCCUAUUCAUUGUACUCUCCACUAUCGCUUUGUCUCUUAACACCCUCCCGGAGCUGCAAGACACAGACGAGUUUGGUCAGACAACUGAUAAUCCUCAGCUGGCCCAUGUGGAGGCAGUGUGCAUCGCAUGGUUCACCAUGGAAUAUCUUCUUCGCUUCCUUUCCUCACCAAACAAAUGGAAAUUUUUUAAAGGUCCCCUCAAUGUCAUCGACUUGCUGGCCAUCCUACCAUAUUAUGUCACCAUAUUCUUGACAGAGUCCAACAAGAGCGUGCUGCAAUUCCAGAACGUACGGCGGGUGGUGCAAAUCUUUCGAAUCAUGCGGAUUUUGCGCAUCCUCAAAUUGGCACGUCAUUCCACUGGGUUGCAGUCACUGGGCUUUACACUGCGUCGAAGUUACAAUGAGCUGGGCCUGCUUAUCCUCUUCUUAGCAAUGGGGAUCAUGAUCUUUUCCAGUCUGGUUUUCUUUGCGGAGAAGGACGAGGAUGACACCAAGUUCAAGAGCAUCCCUGCCUCCUUCUGGUGGGCCACUAUUACUAUGACCACUGUGGGAUAUGGAGACAUUUACCCCAAGACACUUUUGGGUAAGAUUGUUGGUGGGCUUUGCUGCAUAGCCGGAGUUUUAGUCAUUGCCCUACCCAUUCCCAUCAUUGUCAACAACUUUUCUGAAUUCUACAAGGAACAGAAACGGCAAGAGAAGGCCAUCAAGAGACGUGAGGCUCUAGAGCGAGCCAAACGCAAUGGCAGCAUAGUGUCCAUGAAUGUUAGAGAGGCGUUUUCCCGUGGUGCAGAGCUUCUGGAUGUGGUGGUCAUGGACAAGGGUGAGAGAACCCAGGACAACCAUCUCUCACCCAGUCGAUGGAAAUGGUCAUCAAAGAGAGCAACUUCAGAGACCAGUUCCAAUCGUUCCUUCAACCCAGACCAAGGUUCACCGAGCAAGGCGAGAGCUUCCAGUCCACAGAGGCUUAAUGCACAGAAACUAGAAGAGAUGUACAACCAAAUGGCAAAGACUCAGUCACAGCCCAACCUGAACACCAAAGACAGAAAUACAUCUCGAGCAGGCCAUAGAAGGGAUGAAAUUGAGCUGGGAGCCUUGCCAGGUCAAGGAGGUGACCCACUGAAUGGGGGCCGUGAAGGGGUCGUAGACAUGAAAAGUCUGUCAAGCAUUGACAGUUAUAUCAGCUGUGCAACAGACUUCCAAGAAAACCCACGAUUCCCCUACAGUCCGGCAGGGGGUCUGUCACUCCCAGAGAGCUCUCGGUUCUCCCACAGUCCUGGUUCUGGCCUCUCUGGUCGAGUCAGUGCUAAUCCAAGCCUGCAGACCACAUUGGAGCAUGAGACCAUGCUCACGCCACCUUGUUCUGGUGCUAAACCUCUCAACACUGAUGGUUCACGGCAGCAAGGUCUGCUUAUAAACUCUCAGAAAAUCUAUGCGGUUAGGGUGAAUCAUCGCAAUUGUGGGGAGACCAGUCCAUCUGGCGGUCCUCUCUCUGACAGCUCUAUUCUUUCUGACCACUCCAUCCUUAGCCCAGAGGUGUCAGUCUACACAACAGCCAGCAGCAGGACUCCACCUAAGACACCAGAGAAGAAGGCAAUCACCCCUGCAGUCUUCACUUUCCAUGACGCGUCCAUCAGCAAGUACAUCGAUGCAGACACAGAUGACGAGGAACACUUGCGUGAGGGUGGCCCAUCGGAGCGCCUGCUUGGUGGCCUCAGCUCCAAGCCUCGACUCGGUGGUUACCAGGGGACCACCAACCACUUGGAAGCUGCCCAAAGGCUGCUAGGUCAGAACUGCCUAUUCCCACUGGGAAGUAGCCCAAGUGUUGGCCAUGAGAACCAUGUGGCUUCAGAGAACUCACGGAGGCCCAAAGGGGACAGGGGACAUUCCAACGCUUUUGAUAAGGGCCUCUGAGGCCUCAGGGUCAGACUCAAGAAGGGAAAGAAGGCCAAGUUCAGUCAACGACUUUAGAAAAAGCAGAGACUAAUGUACAUUGGAGAAUCAUUUUACAGGCAUCUGACCAGGGGGCCUAUCCUGGUGACUUUAUGCGGGAGAGUUCACUGGAAAACAGUGGUCAUGUUACAUCAUUAAGGGGCAGGAUCUUGAGGAUGUAUCACUGCCUACACCUCUUGCCCUUUAUCCUCUUCUGUAAACAAGCCUGCAUUGGCGCAUCGCAGGGGUAAGAUAAAGCCAGAGCGGAUCUGGCCUAUGGUUGUUUGUGAAAAGAACAGGAUUUAUGCUAAAGCUUAAUUAGCUUGAGGCUGGAAACUUACCAGACAUUUAAACGCAGGUGUGUAUGGUAAAUCAAGGGGGACAGUCCGUCACUGCCCACGUCAGCUAGCCACUGUCCAGAGCCCACCUUAAAGAAUAGCAUUAGAGACAUGUUAUACCCUGUUUACUAGUGCACCCCUCCCCUGUCCCCUAAUAAACUGGCCUUACUUAACUGCAGUUAUGGGUCUGCAUACAGUAUGAGUGUUUGUGUGCAAGCGUAUUUGAUAUAGGGAGGGCUGAUGGUAUGAUAAUGUGCACGUAUAUAACAACCAACAUUCCUGCACACAAGCUCACUCUUCAAAAUAUAUUCACAUGCUGUGUGAUUCUACUUGAUUGAUUUAUUUUUAUAUAGACAUGAAGAUUAUCUGUAGAAAUCUGUCACACAUAUUUCUUGUGUCAUAUCCAUCAGUAUGAGAAUAAAUUGUUUCAUUGGAAGAAACCAAAAUCUGUUUAAAUUUACCUCCCGUCAUGUUCAUUUACUUGUAUGUCAUCUUUUUCUAGUAUGGCAAAGCUUAAAGGGAUAGUUACUCAAAAAAAUGAAAAUUUGCUGUUAAUUUACUUACACUCAGUCCACCCAAGAUGUAGGUGACUUUUUUUCUUUAGUAGAACAGUAAAGCCUGAAAACUGAAACCAUGGUCCUCUGUGAUUCAUAUAUUGGAAGUCAAUGGGUGCCAUCAGAUUCAAAAAAACAUAUGCAUACAAAACAAAAUUAAUACCCGCGUCUCCUGACCAUACAUUGACAUCUUAAAAAGCGAAAUGAUCGUUCUAUGCAACAUUAUUUACAGCAUUAUUACCUGUAAUCCACAUCCUCGGCAAACGGCCCUGAGUGAAUUCACGAUAUUUGCAUAAUGACGUAUGUGCAGGUAUGCCGCGCAUACCUCAUUAUGCAACAGGAAGCUUGCGCUCCGGACGGUUUGCCAAGGCUGUGGAUUAGAGGUAAAAAUGUUGUAAAUAAUGUUCAGUUUCUUGCAUAGACUGAUCAUUUCGCUUCUUAAAACCUCAAUGUGUCAUCAGGAGCCGCGGGUAUUCAUUUUAUUUCGUCUGCAUGUUUUUUUGAAUCUCAAAGUGACGGCACCCAUUGACUUCCAUUAUAUGAAUCAAUGAGGACCACGGUUUAAGCUAAAAAAAAACUUCUUUACUGUUCUACUGAAUAAAAAAAAAAAUCACCUACAUCUUGGAUGGCCUGAGGGUGAGUAAAUUGACAGCAAAUUUUCAUUUUCAAAACUGAAAAUUCUGUCAUUGUUUAGUCUCCUACAUUUCACUUCGGUGUGCAUUUAUUUCUUUUGUAUAACAUAAAAGAAGAUUUUUCUUCUCUUUUUUUUUACAUCCAUUGGGGUCCAGUGUGUUUCUUCUUUUGUGUUCCACAGAUGAAACAAAAGAGGUUUGGAACGAUAUGAGGAUGAGUAAAUGAUGACAGAAUGUUCAUUUUUAAGUUAACUAUACCUUUAUAGUUCAAAAAGUGUUUUUAAGAAAGUUACCGAACAUACACUUCAUGCUGUGCUUACAUGUGCAAUUUCUUUUCUUACAAAAGCUCAUGUUUAUGAUUUCAUAUUAAAAUUACGUAGCACAUGCACAUUGGUAGCCUAAACAGAAGCAACAUUGAGAACGAAUGGACAACACAUACCUCGCCCUGUUAUUACCAGAUAUUGGUAAGCGAUGGAAAUCUAGAAUAAAUCUGACAAAGAAACUAUUGAAAAACUUCAGGUCAAUUCAACAUUUCAGUUAGAUUUACCAGUUUCAUAACAGUGGAUGCUGUUCAAACACAAAUAUUUCUGAAUAUAAGAAUAAAUAUAUAUUUCUAAAGUAUUUUCUAGAUGAUCAUAUGAAAUGAGGGAGAUGGUCUCAUACUUUUGCAUUGCCAGAAUGUUUAUUUUAAAAUAUUUGAUUUAAUAAAAGGUUUUAUAGGACCUUUUGUGUCCUCAAUUGUUAUUCAGGCUCAACAUACACAAUGUGACCAAGAUGACCACCACUUAAUCCCAAACAUUUAUCCUUUUUGAUAGAGAGCUCUGUAAUAAAGUGUGUAACGCAUGCCCAUAUUUAUCUCCAAAUUUGAUAGAAUCCCUUUACACUGCACAAACUUAAUAUCCUUGAAAUAUUUGAUCCUUAUCACCAAUGCAGCCAUCCUCACCAAUUUGUAACCACACACAUCCACAUAGUCCAGCAUGUAUUCACAGGUAUGUAGACGAUGUCCUGAAGACGACUAUAUCCAGUUUCCAUGGUGACCACAAGCCCUCCCUUCUAGCGCUCAUAUUGAAUUUGAAAACUGGGAUAGAGAGGGCUAAAUUAGAUUAAAAAAACAUACUCAAUUGCAUCUGUGUCAACAAAUACCAUCAUUAAAAGUCACACUGUCAGAAUGUACUUGUCUCUUAGAAUAUGUAUGUGUGUGCAUGUGUUAUCUGGGGAGUGCAAAGAUGAUGGGGGGAAACUCGGCCUCUCCCGAGACUUGUGUGUAUGCUUCCAUCCCUGUCUCAACGAUUUUAGCUGAGUUGAAGUGAGGUGUGAACGGAAUACCAAUUUUCUGCAAGAGAGCGGGAGGAGGGUGUGUAUGGGAGGAAAAACUGCAAGUGAGAGGGAUCUUCCCUCUCUGCUCUAUACAGAAUAAUUUAUGAAUGCAACGAUGUAUACUGCUUACUGUAAUGAUAUGGAGAGGAAGCUGCUUUCUGAGUGCUAAGGUCCCUUGCUCCACUUUUGCUCUUUUAUGUGGGUAUUAUAUAAUAUCCAUGAUCUGUCGGGUGUGUGAUCCACAUUCAGUACCCUAUUCAUUCAGUAGAUUCAUACAGAGAGAACAUUAUUGCUAAAAUGUGACCUUACUGAAGCCAUUCAAAACUCUCUUUGCUGUAUCUGUGUUAGGCUGUGCCCUGAGGUCAGUGUCAACCCUGAUUUUUCCGUAAUGAUCCAUGGGUGAAUCUCACAAAGAAAUGUCUGAAAUGUUUUACCCAAAAAUCAAAAGAAAAUAAUUUGUGCAUUUAUUGAAAAUCAUUUUAAGCACAUUUCCCCCCCAACCCCCAUACGUAUUUAUUCUGUAUAUUUGAAUAUAUAUGUGACCGUGCUGGUAAAAUGAGUCACAAUGAGCAAAUUUUCAAAAAUUAGCUCUCAUAUUCUCUAUAAAAAACUUCAAAAUGAUGUAUGAUUUGUUGGAAUCCAACAAAAAAAUGACUGAGCUACACCUGCUUGAAGUCGAUAUAGUCAGCAUAGUCAAUUUUGAGAAAAAUUGAGUUAAAGUUUUCUGAGGGUUCCAAAACAAAAUCACCUUGCAACCAUACCUUAAAAUCCCUGGUAAUAACACCAGAUUUGUCAAAACCCAUAUCUAUCGAAAAAAAAAAUAUAUAUAUAUAUAUAUAUAUUAAAUGUUUUUUUCCAUGAUUCCACAAUUGUUUGAUUAACAUUAAUGAAACAGACAGCCAAUAUAUUAAGACCUAUGGCCUACCAAAUGGAUCUAAUAUAAUGUUACACAUCAGAUGUUUUUCACCAACAGUUAACAAAACAUUCACUUAAGGCAUGAAAGAUAAUUUUUGCAUGAAUACUCGCCAAGACAGAUUUGUUUGAAAUACUGUAAUUCUGUUUAUAUGUGAAUAUCGGGAUCGCACGCUGUCUGAUGUGUCAGUCAGCAUGAUGUGUCAGUCAGCGUGAGUAAGAUCGUUUUCAGCAUUAGUUUGAAAAUCACAUUUCAUUGGUUCAGACUCAUAUCAUCGAGAAUUCGCUAUGAAUAUUCACAAAGUUGGAAUGCUGCGCUUUAAAACGAUACCAAACUUGUGCUGAGGGAAGCGCCAGUCGUCCAGAAGCGAGCAGAGAAAAACGGCAUUUUUCAUGGUCAAAGGAAAGAUAGGCCUACUCCUCUCAGAAAACGUACAAAUAAAGAUACUUUUAAAUGUUUAAUUGCUAUUUGGAGCAUUGGGAUUGGUAGACAAGGUUCAAUUAACUCAUUUUUGUGAAAACGUCAAUUUCGACCAAAAUUGAAUUUUGAAAUUAGCCCAUGCGCAUUCCAACUCAUUUUGCCAGCACGGGUCAUAUAGAGUGAAUUCAGGUUGAAUGGGACACUUUUUGGCAAAAAAGUCUUAAUGGCAAAAAGUGUCCCAAUCACCCUGAAUUCACCCUAUAUAUAUAUAUAUAUAUAUAUAUAUAUGUAUGUAUGAAAACUUGGGGGAAAUGUGCUUGUCAUGUAAAAAAAUCACAAUGCACAAAAUUUUAUUAGCUUUUGAAAUAGGUUUAAUUUGCUUUAUGCAAGAUGAUAUUUCAUAUGUUUUCUAUUGAUUUUCUGUUGAAAUACAACCCAGUCAUGUUCUUGACAAGUUUUGUGAGAUUCACCUCCAUAUAGUCCAUGUUAAUUGCUCAAUCAGAGAUGUCAGAGAUUAGCAUGUUGUUUUAUUGCUGAUACAUGUUCUGCAGAUGUCAUUCUGUACCGUCCCACGGGGAACGCUCGCAGUGCAGUGUGCUUAGAGCAUUAACAAAGAUUAGAGUGAAUUAUAUAUGGGUAAUUAUUUUGGGGAUAUUUUUUUGACUCCAGUCUAAAAACAGUGAUGACAAUCAGUAAUUUGAGUACAAUGUCAGUGUCUUAUUGGAUGGUUUGAUGGCAUUAAAGGUGUUUUGUCUUAAAUACCCUCCCACAUGACAGUGCAGGUUGCAAUUCGUCAUGGUACAUUUAUAAAAUCCUUCAAAUUAAGUGGUAUUAAAAUUUGCUCACAAACGUGUCAAACUGUGACAACCUGAUGAUGCUUCCAGCAUCAACAUGGACGCUGUUUGAAAUUUAAAUGUUUAUGUUAGGUUUACAGUAACAUGCGUUUUAAAAUGGGCACUUUGACUUUUAAUUCAGUUUAUUUAAGAGAGGGUUUAUAAUGAUUUGUGUAUUUCAUUUAAACAAGAAAGCACAAAUAAGAUUUACAUUUUUCGUUUAUUUGAUCUUUUCUCACGAAAUUGUACAAUAACAGUGGUAACUAGAAGUAUGAAAUUUAGGAAGCAUUUCAUUAAAGAAAUUACCGUAAACAUCCAUAUAGAAUUUCCAGGGAACUAAAAAAAAAGAGAGCACUGUUUACAAUCCCUCCCUUCCCCUAAAUCUUCUACAAUGUUGUUUGUAGGUCUAAAGGCUGUUUGUUUUGUAAUCUUUCUACCUGUUGACUUUCUAUGCCGUUGUUUCUGUACGUGUGUUAUGUUGUUUAAUGCAUGUCGUACCUCUGAAGCUGUAACUUGUUCUGUAUGUGACAAAAAGCCAAUUCCUUGUCUUAUUAAUAGGAAAAAGAGCCAAAAAUGUGUCAAAAUGUCCUGAAAUCUUUGCAGUAUGAAGAAGAGUUAUCCCCCCUCCCCCCUUGGUUGGCUGGAAAUCAAAUAAAUGAUACAGAUUAUUAAUUUUA